GCAGAUUCCGAACAGCGAAAAUUGAGCCUUUAGCAGCUAGUGUAAGCCCACCCAAGUUCAGAUUUUAUUGUCCAUAAAUACCCAAAGUCAGAUUAGAUCACCGGGCCUAAUACCCAAAUACCUCCUCUACUUUUCUUCUCAGAAACUAUUCCUUAAUGAUUAUCUUCUCCCUCAAUCUCUCCCUUGCUCUGAAAUGGAAUCAUCACUACCAGCAGCACAAUCACCCAAAUCUCCAUCGUCUCCGUCCACUACCACUUCCUCCACCGAAUCAAUUCGUGGCCACAAGAUCUCCGAUAUGUGCCACGAAUCCUCCACCACCACUAAAAUCGCCUCUGUCCAUGAAAUCUUAAUCCAUUGGAUCGAUGAAAUUCCUUCGGUUCAACAAUCGUCUCACUACGGUAACAUCUCCUACAGAACUUGGCACGAGUGGAUAGGAAUUUCCCGAUCUGUUCAUGCCUUCUUUUUGUUUUUGGUUAUAUGGAGAUCGCGAUUGUGCUGUUUAGAUGCAGAAACAAAAGCAAAGGAAGAAUACAGUCAAAAGUUGCAGGAAUUGCAAGCAGAGGUAGCUUCAUGUAAUGAAUCGCGAGAAAAGCUCCAAAGAAAGGUUAGUAAUAAAAGACAACGCAUCUAUCUCGGUUGGAGAAUUGGAUGGGCUAUUGCUCCAGCUUUUGCUGCGUCUGCAAUCCGAAACAUUCAUGUCAAACUUACAGAUUCUGCUCCAGCACCUUUCCAAGAAGCUGCGUUAACUGCUUUGACAAGCCCCCCUGAAUAUUUUGAACGACUGAAAAAAGAAUAUGAAUUUAAAAGGGAUUUCAUUGUGAAGGUGCUCACCUUGGUUGGUUUUCAAAUUCAUUUUAAGCCCCAAGGUUCCAUAUUUUUAUUUGCAGAGCUUCCUAGGAAUUGCUUGCUUUCUGAUGUAGAAUAUGUUAAGGAAUUAAUAAAAGAGGCAGGGGUGGUUGCUGUACCAGGAUGUGGAUUUUUUCAUACAAAGCUUUCUAUGGAGCCAUCAUCUGAGGCAAGUUGCAACUACCAGAAGAGAUAUGUAAGGUUUGCUUUCUGCAAAAGUAUUGCUACUUUGGCAGCCGCUGCACAAAAGUUUAGUGAUCUUAAGAACGCUACCAGGUAUGAACAACCUUAACAUGCGAGGUGGGUUAAGGGAUGAGAGAGAGAGUUAUCUUUUAUUGUACAAUUUAGAUAAAAAAAAAAAAAGAAGAAAAUGAUAUACUUAAAAUGUCACACAAUAUUGUAAAUUUAUACCGUAUGUGUUCUUAUAUAAUCAUUUUUUUUUUAUUCAUGAGUCUACACAUAAUAUUUUAUGAAUAUACUCAUUAAAUGUUA
Rubroshorea leprosula is the source of this 1338-nucleotide messenger RNA. The record is from the annotation of a GenBank genome assembly. Lineage: Eukaryota; Viridiplantae; Streptophyta; Magnoliopsida; Malvales; Dipterocarpaceae.